Molecule: messenger RNA, 2463 nt
Organism: Colias croceus (clouded yellow)
Lineage: Eukaryota; Metazoa; Arthropoda; Insecta; Lepidoptera; Pieridae
Product: delta-sarcoglycan-like
Exons: 6
Coding region: 564-1499 (311 amino acids)
Biological process (GO): heart contraction; cardiac muscle tissue development
Cellular component (GO): sarcolemma; sarcoglycan complex
Source: RefSeq, a predicted model, not a curated record
UGACAUGUAGGGCAAUUAAAUAUUAUUCGCAGAAAAUACAGGAACGCUGACAUUGCUUUAUUUUUAAACGUUCGGAAGGGAAUCGAUAGAACCACUGACGUUCAUACAACAAAAACGUGACCGGCAAAGACAGGAAUGCAGCGAGCGUCGGUAUUUUAUUUACGUAAAAAGCACAGCUAUAUCCGUUCUUGUUCUAUUUUAGCACUAUAUCGUUUAUUAUGAGGGCCGACGGCUCGGCACUAGGGCGGCCCCGCGCGGGAGUUGCAGGCCUCUCUACCGCCUGAUAUUAUAUUCUGGAGCACGCCCGCCUUACCUCCGCGCCAGAUAUUUCGAGUGCUACUUCUAACACCUAUGAAUUUAUCUAGUCUCCGUCACACUAGUCGCUCGGUGCAGCCGCUUGCAUCGUUAAUAAAUGGCCAUCGCAUCAGUGAUAAGAUAAUACACAACUCGGCGGUGGCCUUGCUCUGGAAAUUUAUUACUUCAUCUACAAUUUCGGUGAAUUCAUAGUCUAUGGAUAAAAUCGAAUAUCAAUGAUUUGUUGAGUACCGAGAUAAACAUUGAAGAUGAAGGUGGAGGAUGCAACCACUGAAGGCAUUCGUGGGUGGGAAUGUACUCCAACCGAAGGUCAACCUGAUGUUGCAGUUUCUUCAGAAAAACCCACAAAACCAAAGUGCAUACCAGUUGUUCUAAGAGAAGGAUGGAGACGCACAUCAUUAUAUGCAAUCAUAAUUUUUCUGAUGGUUUUAAUCUUUUUAAAUAUUGCAUUGACACUGUGGGUUAUAAGUACGUUAAGACUGACCAAGAACGGUAUUGGUCCAAUUACAAUAACAAAGGACGGUAUUAAAUUAGACGGAAAAGUAUGGAUGAUAGACGAGCUAAUUGCCUCAGCAAUAACGACGCAAACCGCCCAGCACAUAACUCUACAUUCACAUCGAAAUUUUACUGUUCUCGUAUCUGAGCCCGAUCGCAAAGAACAAGCUAAGUUCGUUAUAAAGAGGGAUGCAGUCGAGUGUACGGGUCGUGUGUUCGAAGUGCACGAUGCUCUUGGAGGUAAUAUAUUCCAUGCUUCUAAAGAAGAAGUACGAGUGUUCGCAGAAACAUUGGCUGUGGAUGGGCCUGGGGGAGUCAGUGUAAAGAGUGCGUUACAAACCCCGGUGUUACGUGCGCCACCGGGAUUUGAUUUACACUUAGAAUCGCUGACACGGCGAUUAGAUCUGCGGGCGCCACAGUCCAUUUAUCUGGAGAGCAGAGCCGGAGGCAUCGAAAUAACAUCGCAUAGCAACAUCAAACUGGAAUCCGCUGUGGGUGCUAUUAAAAUGGACGCUCCAAAUAUAAUAAUUAACAAUCUAAAAGAAGCGACAUAUGCUGAAAACCCGCAGAAAAACGCUAGAAGCAAAAAGGUUUACCAGUUAUGUGCCUGUGCAUCUGGAAAGCUAUUUCUGGCACCCCCUGACGCUCUGUGCUCUCAGCGUGAAACCGACACAGAGCUGUGUCGAUGAUAAAACUUUACCUAUAGUUAAUUAGCGAUUGUGAUAGGAUCAAGGUUAUUGAUAAUAUGUAUUUGAAACAUGCACAUCAGUUUUUACUAGUCAUUCGAGAAUAUUGUAAAUUUAUUGUACAUAUUCAUAAUCAACUAACAAAACUAGUCAAUUUAGUGUUUAAGUAGAAUAUAGGUUUAUUGAAUGCGUUGUAUAUUGAGGACACACGCAUGUAGUCUAGAAAGUCUCAUCGAAUGAGCGAGAUGAAGUCCAUUGUAGUAUCAAUGAUUUUCUGAAGCGUAAUUGCGAUCAGUGUGUUACGUAGGUAAUCAAUCUUGUUGGAAAAGCAAACGUCGGUGUGCGGCGACCGCGGACACCGCGGGCUUCGCUACCCGAGUAAUUACACCAGCUCUAAUUGAAGCCACAACGACGACGUUUUUUAAAUGUUUUCUAAAGUGAAAAAACAUCACAAUUGUAAUAAAUGUCUGUUUUAGGAAAUAAUUGGUACAAAUGGCAAUAUUAUGUGAUAUGACAUUAUAAAUUUAUAAUACAACGUUUAAAUCUCUAUUCGUUAAAGUGAAGUGAAUGUGCUAGGCAAUUGGAGCGCACUGAUGUUAAUAAUAUUAAUAAAUUAUGUAUUUCAUUUCACAAGUUUCAAAGUGUUUCUUGAUACCUUGUGAUAAUAUCUGUAAUGUGUUAUUUUUAAAUUAUUUAAUUAGUGCAUCUAACUUAUAGAAUAACUGCACACAAACGCACAUCGUAGGUUAUUUAUUUUCAUUGUUGUGCCUUGUGAAGCUCUAAAAUAAUGGAUAUAAAUUUGUUAACAAAAUACAUAAUAAAGUAUAGCUCAUGAAUUAAUUAUUCUAAUGGAGUUGUUACAACGCAUUAACACCGCAUAUUUUUGCUUCAUUAGCUAUCAAAGAAAAAGAGAUUAUACUGUUUGUAGAAACAACGAGGAGGAAUAAAAGAAAACUCUCUGUAAAAA